UUUUAUAUAAUGGUAGAAAGAGAGACACAUGAAGCAGAAUAUUACUAUCGAGUCUGUUUCAUUCAAAUAGAUUAGACCGAAUAAAACAUAAAAUUUCAAAUGUUUUAUAAAAAUAUAAACUAUUUCCUUUGGUCUAAAUAGCUGAUAAAUGAUAACGUACCUAGUUGAGCUGUGAUAGAUACAUAUGUGAAGCACCACUUACUAAUAAUUACGAAAAAGAAUACACUCUUAGAACAACCAGAAUACUCAAGUCCUUAUUUAUUAUUUAAUGCUAAAAUAAAUAUUUAUUAAAUUUGUUCAAAUAAGCACACCAACGAUCAAAAAACAAUGAGCCACAUAACAAAUCUUCAAUCAUUUUUGAAACAUUCUCGUCAAUGUUUGAUUGUCAUGUACCGCAGAAUCUAUACAUUUUACAAUGGGUAAUGAAUCUUGUGACUUGGAUUCAACUGUAGCAGCGCUCUCUUUGGCUUACUUCUUAUAUAAAACAAUUUUUCAUAAAAUAGUUAUACCAAUCAUGAAUGUUACAAAGGAAAAUUUUCUAUUGAGAAGUGAGAAUGUGUUUGUUUUAAGAGAAGCAGGGAUUUCUUUGGAUGACUUAGUUUAUAGGGAUGAAAUAGAUUUUGAGACAAUAACAUCAAAAAGUAACAUCAGUUUAUCAUUGGUUGACCAUCACAUUUUGGCAGCCAAAGACAAUACUUUAAACUCGUUUGUGGUGCAAAUUUUCGAUCAUAGACCAGUGGAUCUAAGCCAUAAAUGGGUAGAAAACGUUCAGAUUAGAAUUGAAGCGGUCGGCUCAUGUUGCACUUUAAUUGCAGAUGAAAUUUUGAAUUCUGAUGAAUCAAUUUUAGAUAGACCGUUAGCUUAUUUACUUUAUCAAACUAUUGUUUAUGAUACUAUUGCCCUUAAACCAGAAUACCAUAAGGCUACCCCAUUAGAUAUAGCUGUAGCUACUAAAUUGGAGGAAAAAUUUAAUUUUGAGGAGGAUAGACAAAUUUUGUUUGAUAAAUUAUGGAAUGUUCAUAAUGAUGUAUCCCAUUUGACCCCAAAGCAAUUGCUGCUCAAGGAUUUAAAAGCUGUUGAAGGAGUGUUUAUACCUGGCUUACCCAUGUUGGCUGAAAAAUAUUUAAAGCUACAGGGGUCUUUUGAAGCACUUAAAGAGUUUGCUGCGGAACGCAAAGUAACAUGCCUGUUGAUAGUUGGGUUGGAAGCAAGCAGUAGUGUGCAAAGAGAUCUGGCAAUUUACUCAAACUCGCCAGAAGAUGAACUUAGAUUAAUAUUGCUUAAACAAUUGCUAGUUAAAAAGGAGGAAUACGCACUAGAAGAGAGAGCAACAGACUAUAAAGAACAAAUAAUACUUUUGCAUAUAAAUAAUAUUCAGGCAUCCAGAAAACAGUUGGUUCCCAUAGUAAAAGAGGCUUGGCAGUUGUAUGUAAUAAAAUUAAAUAAAAAUACAUAAUAAUAUUUAAUUAAAAUGUUUGAUGAAUGAAAUGAAAAUAUGAUACUGAAAAAAAUUUUCUCAUUAAAUUACAGUUUCACUGUU
Messenger RNA from Anthonomus grandis grandis, 1540 nucleotides. It is a transcript of the gene pn, whose product is annotated as exopolyphosphatase PRUNE1. NCBI's taxonomy places the organism in Eukaryota, Metazoa, Arthropoda, Insecta, Coleoptera, Curculionidae. Gene Ontology annotation, cellular component: cytoplasm. Gene Ontology annotation, molecular function: exopolyphosphatase activity. Bases 416 to 1456 code for a protein of 346 amino acids. The transcript has 5 exons. The record is from RefSeq and is a predicted model, not a curated record.